AUGAGUGUUAAUGAUGAUAAUACAAACAAACCAAUCAAUGAAGAUUUCUUUAAUACAUUCAUAUCAUCAUAUCAACCUGCUUUAACAAGUACUAGAGUUGAUCCAAGAAAAAGUCUUGAUAGUUUUGAUGAUGAAAAACAAGCAACUCAAUUACCUUUGAUUAAAGAAUUAAAUAAAGUACUUCAUAUCACUACUAGUAAAAGUGUUGAGCAUCUCGUUUAUAAUGAAAGAAUACCAUUAUUAGCACAAAGUUUUCCAUAUCAACCACCAUACCAACCUCAAAUAGAAAUGAUGAACUCAAUCCAACAAGCAGUAAAAGAAGGAAAACAUUUAUUAAUGGAAAGUCCAACAGGAACAGGAAAAACAUUAGUAUUAUUACAUUCAACAUUAACUUUUCCAGACAUGAGAAUUGUUUAUGCUUCAAGGACUCAUAGUCAGUUGGCUCAAGUUGUGAAUGAAACAAAGAAAAUUGGAGAUAUAAAAGGAAUUGUGUUAGCUUCAAGAGACUUGUAUUGUAUUUAUAAUCCAAUUAGGAUAUGUGAUGAUAAAAAUUAUUGGUGCACAGCAAAACCAAAUGUAUUAGAAACAUUAAAACAUAUUAAGCCAUGUCCUUAUAGACCAUUUGGAAAUGAUGGAAAAGUAUUACCUAAUGUUGUUAUGGCAUGUCAAGCAGUUUAUAAAGAAUUAAAUGGAGUUAUUAAAAUACAAGAUGAUCUUGUUAAAGUAUGUCAGAAACAUAAUCUAUGCCCUUAUUAUUAUUCAAGAUGGGCAACAAAAAGAAGUAAACUAAUACUAUGUCCAUAUAAUUUUGUUACUAGCGUUAGUAUUCGGCACUCGUCUGAUAUUUUUCUUAUUGAUGAGAAUGAUAUUCAUCGGCAUGAGUUUGUUUUAGUUAUGGAUGAAGCACAUAAUGUAGAAGAUGCGUUUAUGGAUUCGUUAACAUUUACCUUUACUGAAACAUUAUUAAAUCGAACUAUCGAAACAAUUCAAUUUCAUCAAAAAAGAAUCAAACAAACUCCAGAAAAUUUUCGUUCAUUUUCUCUUCUAGGAGAACUUAUUUCCACUAUAGAAAGUUUCUCUAUUUGGAUGGAAAAUAGGUCGUUGCCAUUUAAAGAUUCAGAACAAUGUCUAUAUGGAGUAUUUGAAGACCAAGCAUUUUUACCUUUUAUUGAACGAUCACCAUCAUCAACAAGAUUGACAGAAGCAAUAUUUGAGUACAUAAAAUUAGUAGAUAACCUAGAUGAUCUUAUACAAGAACCUCAUUUAAUAAGAUAUGUCAAUCCUUUUACUACUCAAUAUAUAGAAAUGGUUCUUUUUUAUAUACAAGUAUUUAGAACACCUAAACUAACUAAAUUUUUUAAAAUUAUUAUAACUGAACGUAAUGAUUUAAGAGAAAUGUUGUUUAGAUGUCUUUCACCAUCUUUACCAAUGUCAUUAUUACAAAGAGAGGUUAGGUCAGUUAUAUUCGCUUCAGGAACAUUAAGCCCAAUGAAAGCUAUGGCACAAGAAUUAAAUAUAAAAGAACAUUUAUACAAAAAUAUCAUUAUUUCUCCUGGUUAUCGGAUGCUUUCAACACAACACGUUGUACCACCAAGUCAUGUAUUUGGAAGAGUUAUUGGUUCAAGUUCAUUUGGAAAGUCAUUUAUUUUUACUAAGAAAACGAGUCAAGACAAUGAAAUGAUAGAACAAGCUGGGAAUACUAUGUUUCGAGUUUUAAGUAAAAGUCCUGGAGGUGGGUUAGUUUUUUUUGCUAGUUAUAGUAUGUUAAAUCGAGUAGUAGAGUUAUGGAAACAACAAGGAGUGUAUACACAACUAAAUAAGCUUAAAGCAAUUUUUAUUGAAUCAAAAGAUAAAAAUGAAUUCAAAAAAGAUUUCAAAGAAUACCAAAUACUAUCAAAAACAGGUGCUGUGUUUUUGGGUGUGUUUAGAGGAAAAUUAAGUGAAGGAAUUGAUUUUGGAGAUGACAUGGCAAGAGUUGUUAUUAUUGUUGGUAUCCCUUAUCCAUCAUUAGGAGAUAUUAAUGUUAAUUUAAAGAGAGAUUAUAAUAAUCAAGAAAACCUUAAAAAUCCUGAUUGUCUUAGUGGAAGUGAAUGGUAUUCAAUUCAAGCAUUAAGAGCAGUUAAUCAAGCUGUAGGUAGAGUAAUUAGACACAUUAAUGAUUAUGGAGCAUUUUUAUUAUUAGAUAAACGAUAUUCAACAAAUCCAGUAAAAGAAAUGUUAUCUGGAUGGAUGAAAAAAUCACUUGUAAUUGCAGACAAAAAUUGGGAACAAGAUUUAUAUAAUUUUUUUGUUCAAUUUAGUCAAUCCCCAUCCAUUAAAAAUGAAUCUCAAAAAGUACAAGAAAUCAAAAAAGAAUCACUUGUAAAGUGUAAAAUCAAAAGUGAAGAAUUAAAUAAAGAAAAUCAAAUGGUUGAAAGUAAAAUGUCCAAUGGCAAAGUUAUUCGUAUCCCUACUAGAAAAACAUCUCUUAGUAUGAAACAAAAUUAUUCAUUUCCUCAAUUUAGAACUACUGCACCAACUCAACCUAAUAACAACUCGACUAAAGAUGUGUUUACUAGUCAAAUGAUUCUUCAAAAUAAACCUGACCCUAUUAUUAUCAGAACGUUCAAUAUUAAAACAAACUCAAAACCUGUAAAAGAUAACCAUAUUGUUGACGCUAUUCCCCCUCAACGAAUGAGCUUAGAAUCAACAGAAAGUCAACCAAGUUAUAAAAGAAUUUUAGAUAUUCCUCAAGAUUUGGACCCUGUUGAUGCAAUGGUAAUGACACCUACAUUUACUAAAAAACAACUAAACCAACCUCAUCAAGGGGUUACCGAACAACCUCCUAAAGAAGUUCAGUUGAGAAGAAUGUCAAUAGAAACUGAGGGUCAAUGGCAUUCGUUAGAUCUCAAUAUAGAAGAUGACCAAUCCUUCAUUAAAAGAACUAAUACUCCACCGUUGUGCUAUAAAAGAAGAUUGUCAGAAAUAAUUUCUGUUGAUGAAGAUUCACCAAAACAAGUUAUAACAAUUGCAUCCAGUGAAUCAAGUAUUCAAUACUUUGAUCCAAAUGAUGAACCAGAAAUUGUAGAAAUUAAGAAAGAAUCUUCUGAAUAA
This is a messenger RNA of Entamoeba dispar SAW760, 3093 nucleotides long. RefSeq names its product regulator of telomere elongation helicase 1 rtel1, putative. Gene Ontology annotation, cellular component: nucleus. Gene Ontology annotation, biological process: nucleotide-excision repair; double-strand break repair involved in meiotic recombination. The transcript has a single exon. The record is from RefSeq and is a predicted model, not a curated record. The coding region runs from base 1 to 3093 and encodes 1030 amino acids. Lineage: Eukaryota; Evosea; Mastigamoebida; Endamoebidae. Gene Ontology annotation, molecular function: DNA binding; hydrolase activity, acting on acid anhydrides, in phosphorus-containing anhydrides; DNA helicase activity.